CCAUAAGCAAGAAAUUCUCUGUAUCACAGACCACUGUAUCAUAUUCUACACCAUAAUUAGGGUUUCAAUUUGGGGCAAAAGAAAGAAAAAAAGUAGAGAAAAGGAAGAAGAUGAGAUCGGUAUGGUGUUUGGUUGUUCUAAUUUUCUCCAUUAAUCUCUUGUACGACGUCGUCACUUCCUCUCAGAUAUUAUCUGUUCACGCAGGCGCAUCAUUCAGUCAAAGUUCUAAAGAACCAAAAUAUAAGGUUGAGUUUCAUUCAGAAGACUCACCUUUCCAACCGGAUGAUGACCAGGAAACUAUUCUUAUGCCCAACAAAAACGGGGAGAAGUUCCUCUGUUAUUUGCCUAAAGUCAAUAAACCGAAGUUUGGUAAACCAGUGACAACCAAUAUAAGCAGUUUGGUCGUGGACACUGAGAAACGCAUCAAGUUGAAGACGCCAGAUGAACUACUUGAAGUACUGAAGGAUCGAUGCCUUAUCAGGCAAGAAGGGUGGUGGUCAUAUGAAUUCUGUUAUGAGAACAAGUUGAGGCAAGUUCAUUUGGAGGACGAAAAGUUGGUUCAAGAAUUUAUCUUGGGCUAUUAUGAUGCUGAGGCUACCGAAGCUUAUCAGCAGAAGCACUCAGAUAAUUCAGUACUUAAGGAUCCCCGUUCGAAAGAUGCAUCACAAAGAUAUCAUGCUCAUAUCUAUACUAACGGAACUACAUGUGACUUAACAAAUGAGCCACGACAGACAGAGGUGAGGUUUGUUUGCUCAGAACCUAGAGCUAUGAUAAGCUCUAUAACUGAAUUAUCCACCUGCAAGUACGCUCUCACCAUACACUGUCCAACCCUCUGCAAACACCCGCUCUUUCAGGAAGAAAGGCCAGUGUGGCAUACCAUUAACUGUAAUAAACUUCCGAAAGAUUACAGAGAAAUGAACGUUGAAGAAAACUUUGAAAAUGAAAAGAUCGCCAUGGUGACAGACUCAGAGUAUCAGCCUUUGAUUCAGACGAGCACGUGAAAGUGGAGGAAGACAAUUUAGAAGAUGAAAAUAUCACUGUAGCAACAUAAUACAUACAUGACCUAUGAAAGGAAUUUUUUCUAUUUACUGCAGAAAUGUUACAUUUAUCGACUUAUCAAGAAGCUAAGGUAAAACACAUUUUUCUCAAGGUACAGGGAUAGAAGUCACAUUUGUUCAGGAAACAUGACCCCCUAAUGUUAUAAUAUAAGAUGGCAUUUUAGCUCAA
This is a messenger RNA of Solanum dulcamara, 1227 nucleotides long. Its product is annotated as protein OS-9 homolog. The coding region runs from base 111 to 1001 and encodes 296 amino acids. The record is from RefSeq and is a predicted model, not a curated record. Gene Ontology annotation, cellular component: endoplasmic reticulum lumen. Lineage: Eukaryota; Viridiplantae; Streptophyta; Magnoliopsida; Solanales; Solanaceae. The transcript is spliced from 8 exons. Gene Ontology annotation, biological process: retrograde protein transport, ER to cytosol; endoplasmic reticulum unfolded protein response.